Rubroshorea leprosula is the source of this 872-nucleotide messenger RNA. NCBI's taxonomy places the organism in Eukaryota, Viridiplantae, Streptophyta, Magnoliopsida, Malvales, Dipterocarpaceae. The record is from the annotation of a GenBank genome assembly.
CCACCGCAGAGUCGACGAGCAGCCAUAUCUCUGAAAUUAAGUUAGUUCUCCGAUUACUGCUUUCUUCCUAAGCUUUCAUUCUCUGUACGCGUUGUUCCUCAGUUCAGGCAGAGAUGGCGAUGAUUGCCAGCGUACAAUCCCUGCUUGCAGGUCCGAUGAGCGGCAUUUCUAGCAGAACCAGAGUCGGCCAGUUCUUUCCUGUAAAAUAUGCCCCAGGCUUGCAGAGGAAUCCCGGUGUUCGUGUCCGGUGCAUGGCGGAGGAAGAUAUCGAGAAGGAGCAACCCGCCACUCCCGUAACAACUCCACCAAAGCCCCAGCCGACGCCGUCGCCAGCAGCACCGAAGGUCAGUACAAAAUUCGGCGAUGUGUUCGCAUUCAGUGGACCAGCGCCAGAGAGGAUCAAUGGUAGGUUGGCGAUGAUCGGCUUCGUGGCUGCGAUCGCGAUGGAGCUAUCCAAAGGACAGGACUUGUUCACACAGAUAUCCGACGGCGGGAUCCCGUGGUUCCUAGGAAGCACCGUCGUUCUGUCGCUGGCGUCUUUGAUCCCGUUGUUUAGAGGGGUGUCCGCCGAGUCCAAGUCGGAGGGGCUCAUGACUUCAGACGCCGAGCUUUGGAACGGCAGGUUCGCCAUGCUGGGUCUUAUUGCUUUGGCCUUCACUGAGUACGUCAAGGGCGGGGCCCUCGUGUAAUUAUCUCCUUGAAUGAGGAACCCUUCUGUCGUUUGAGCUUUAUUUUUUUUGAAUCAUGUCGUUUGACCUUUUUAAUUUUUCCUUUUGGUAUUUUCUUUCGUGCUAAAAUAAAAUGUAAUUUUCAUGUUGGGUGUUGUAAGAUAUUAUAUAUUUACUUGAAAUGAAGAAACGAUUAAACUUUAU